AUGCCCCAAAGAAGUGCUAAAGAAUCAAAGCUGUCUCAGCAGUCCGUGAGCAGCGACGAUGCAGGGCUGAUGGCAGUAGUUGCGCAAGAGAUGCAAACUUCAUGGGAGAAGAAGCGGAAGGAGAAAGAGGGACGUUUCCUCCAGUUAGCAAAGAACGAGCUGGAAUCGCGCAUCUCUGCAACUACAGACGAGUUAGCGAGUACCGUUGCGGAGAUAAAUGGCAUAUACGAGAAGUUCGUGUUAGAAUACGCUUCAAUUGAUGACGAUAUUCGUCGGAUUUGGGUUGAGUUGCUCAGGGAACAGCAGAGGCUGCUCGUCCUCGCACAACAGAAGCACAAAUUUAUGGCCGAGAGAGACAAGGAAAGAGAGAAGGGUCAGGUGCAGGGGAUGGCCAUCGCAAAGAGAGCGAUGGAAGACUUCAAUCGUCUCAUAUCGUCCCUUCAAUCCGAGAAAGUUUGA
Messenger RNA from Sparassis crispa, 459 nucleotides. RefSeq lists its product as hypothetical. The coding region runs from base 1 to 459 and encodes 152 amino acids. Lineage: Eukaryota; Fungi; Basidiomycota; Agaricomycetes; Polyporales; Sparassidaceae. The record is from RefSeq and is a predicted model, not a curated record. The transcript has 8 exons.